This is a messenger RNA of Pectinophora gossypiella (pink bollworm), 982 nucleotides long. Its product is annotated as ADP,ATP carrier protein 1-like. NCBI's taxonomy places the organism in Eukaryota, Metazoa, Arthropoda, Insecta, Lepidoptera, Gelechiidae. Gene Ontology annotation, cellular component: mitochondrial inner membrane. Gene Ontology annotation, molecular function: ATP:ADP antiporter activity. The record is from RefSeq and is a predicted model, not a curated record. The coding region runs from base 1 to 930 and encodes 309 amino acids. The transcript is spliced from 4 exons. Gene Ontology annotation, biological process: mitochondrial ADP transmembrane transport; mitochondrial ATP transmembrane transport.
AUGGGCAAAGAUGAUAAAAAGGGGGACAAAGGCCCCAAAGAGGACAAGGGGAGUUUUAUGAAAGAUUUCCUGGCGGGUGGCAUAUCUGCGGCGACGGCCAAGACUUGCUCAGCCCCUAUAGAGCGAGUAAAGCUUAUCCUGCAGGUGCAACAUAUAAACAAGCAAAUACCCGAGGACAAGAAAUACAAAGGUAUUGUCGAUGCAUUUAUUCGCAUACCAAAGGAACAGGGAAUUGGGUCGUUAUGGCGAGGUAACCUGGCUAAUGUGAUCCGAUAUUUCCCGACGCAAGCUCUCAAUUUCGCUUUUAAGGACAAAUAUAAGGAGAUAUUUUUGUCCGGAGUCGAUAAGCAGAAGAAUUUCAUGAGAUAUUUCGUUGGCAACCUGGCGUCAGGGGGCGCUGCCGGCGCCACGUCGCUCUGCUUCGUCUAUCCGCUAGAUUACGCCCGAACAAGAUUGGCGGCAGACGUUGGAAAAGGAAAAGGGCAGAGAGAGUUCAAUGGAUUGGUUCACUGCCUGACCAAGACUCUGAAGUCUGACGGGAUCAUCGGCCUGUACCGUGGGUUCGUCGUGUCGGUGCAGGGCAUCAUCAUCUACCGAGCCACCUACUUCGGCCUGUUCGAUACCGCACGAGGUCUGCUGCCAGACCCCAAAAACACGCCGCUCUUCUUUAAAUGGGUUAUCGCACAGACGGUGACGACGAUAGCGGGCAUCACGUCGUACCCGCUGGACACGGUGCGGCGUCGCAUGAUGAUGCAGUCCGGCAAGCCGCUCGCCGAGCGCCAGUACACGAGCACCGCCCACUGUUGGGCUAAGAUCCUCAAGACAGAGGGCCCCACUGCCUUCUUCAAAGGAGCCUUCUCUAACAUCCUCAGAGGCACUGGCGCUGCCUUCGUGCUGGUGUUGUACGACGAAAUUAAAAAUUUACUAUAAUAAGGAUCUCUUCAGUGAUCUGUAUAACUAAAUCAAUGUACUUAUGUACAAU